Molecule: messenger RNA, 529 nt
Organism: Onychostruthus taczanowskii (white-rumped snowfinch)
Lineage: Eukaryota; Metazoa; Chordata; Aves; Passeriformes; Passeridae
Product: sodium/glucose cotransporter 2-like
Exons: 6
Biological process (GO): sodium ion transport; transmembrane transport
Cellular component (GO): plasma membrane
Molecular function (GO): D-glucose:sodium symporter activity
Source: RefSeq, a predicted model, not a curated record
AUGGCGGCUCCGGGAGCGGAUCCCUGGGAUUUGGGGGUGAUCGGGGGGUACUUCCUGCUCGUCAUGGCCGUGGGGCUCUGGUCCCUGCGCAGGCGAGGUGGGCGGAGCCUCUCCGGGUAUUUCCUGGCCGGACGCAGCAUGACCUGGGCUCCGGUGGGGGCGUCUCUCUUUGCCAGCAACAUCGGCUCCGGGCACUUCGUGGGGCUGGCGGGGACGGGCGCGGCCGGCGGCAUCGCCGUGGGAGGCUUCGAGUGGAGCGGCAUGUUCAUCGUGCUGCUGCUGGGCUGGGUGUUCGUGCCCAUCUACAUGAGAGCCGGGGUGAGCACCAUGCCGGAAUACCUGGGCCGGCGCUUCGGGGGGGGGCGGAUCCGGCUCUACCUGGCGCUGCUGUCCCUGGGGCUCUACGUCAGCACCAAGAUCUCGGUGGACAUGUACUCGGGGGCGCUGUUCAUCCGCGAGGCGCUGGGCUGGGACCUCUACGGCUCCGUGGGGGCGCUGCUGGGCGUCACCGCGCUCUACACCGUCACUG